GCGGGCAUCGGGUCACCAGGCAUCAUGGUCAUUUGGCUCGACAGCGGGCACCGCGUCAUCUGGCAAGGCAGUGGGCUCCGAGUCAACUGGUAUGACCGCAAGGCACUGGGUCAGACAUUGUAUGGACCCCUGGCUGGACAGCGGGCAUCGGGUCACCAGGCAUCAGGUUCAUUUGGCUCCACAGCGGGCACCGCGUCAUCUGGCAAGGCAGUGGGCUCCGAGUCAACUGGUAUGAACCGCAGGCACUGGGUCCGACAUUGGAUCGAGCAUGACUUGACAGCGGGCACUGGGUCACCAGGCAUCAAGGUCAUUUGGCUCGACAGCGGGCACCGCGUCAUCUGGCAAGGCAGUGGGCUCCGAGUCAACAGGCAACGACAGUGAGCACCGGGGCAUCAGGUUACCGUGAUCGUCUGGCUCGACAGCGGGCAUCGGGUCACCAGGCUAUCAGGUCAUUUGACUUGCCAGCGUGCACCGCGUCCAUCUGGCUAAGGCAGUGGCACCGGGUCACCAGGUUAAUACAGCGGGCUCGUGAGUCAAUUUGGCACGACAGCGGGCACAGGUAUCAGAUACCGGAUCAUCUGGAUCAACAGCGGGCAUCGAGUCAACUGGCCUAAUAGGAAUCGUCGUGGGCUGGAAUCAGUUCAUCAUGGCUGAGAUAGCGGCAUCAGUGCUGAAUGCAGGCAUCCGGCUGAGUAGCAAGGCUU
Molecule: messenger RNA, 704 nt
Organism: Staurois parvus
Lineage: Eukaryota; Metazoa; Chordata; Amphibia; Anura; Ranidae
Source: the annotation of a GenBank genome assembly